AGGCCCAAACAUAAAUGCCCCAACCUUUUUAAUUCCCAGCGAAACACACCAAUCUACAACAGCCGCCGCCUCAGCCAGUUCGUCGACUCCCCCGCCGCCGAGCUAUCUGUUCUACUCUGCUUGAACUCAACCACAUAGCCCUAAUUUUCUGUUCAUAAGGCUCAAACACUUUUUUCAGAUGGCAACUCACGAGGCUGAUGGAAAUUCCAUUUCUCCAUCUCGUAUAGAAUCAUCUGAACUAGCAGCCAUGCAGGAGAAAGCUCACAAGGGUUCUUCAAGUUCUGGACCCAAGCAUGAAUCUCGUGAACAUGCAAGAGAUAGGGAGAGGGAGUCUAAAAGCAGAGACAGGGAGAGGGAAAGAGGUAGUAGAGACAAAGAUAGAGACAGGGAAAAAGAGAGGAAUAGGGAUCGGGAAAGGGAGAGGGGUAGAGACAGAGACGGGGAAAGGGAACGGGAUAAGGAUCGUGAUCGACAUCACCGAGAUCGCCACAGAGAUCGAAGUGAGAGAAGGGAGAGGACCAGAGAUAAGGGUGAUGAGGAUGACUACUACCGAAGCAGAGACUAUGACAGACGGAAAGAUUAUGAUAAAGAUAGGGAAGAAAGGCACCGACACAGAUCCAGGUCUCGUUCAAGGGCUAAAUCUGAGCACAGAUCAAGAUCGCGUUCCCGUUCACGUUCUAAAAGCAAAAGGAUGAGUGGUUUUGACAUGGCUCCUGCUACCUUGCUUCCAAAUACUGCUGCUGCUGUAGCAGGUCAGCUUCCUGGAGCCACCCCCACAAUUCCUGGAAUGUUCCCCAGUAUGUUACCAUUGCCAGGAGGACAGUUUGGAGCCCUCCCUGUUAUGCCAGUGCAGGCAAUGACUCAGCAGGCCACCAGGCAUGCUCGCAGGGUCUAUGUUGGUGGUCUUCCGCCAACUGCUAAUGAACAGUCUGUGGCAACGUUCUUUAGUCAUGUUAUGUCAGCAAUUGGAGGAAAUACUGCUGGUCCAGGAGAUGCCGUGGUAAAUGUUUACAUUAACCAUGAAAAGAAAUUUGCUUUUGUGGAGAUGAGAUCAGUUGAAGAGGCUAGCAAUGCAAUGGCUUUAGAUGGCAUUAUUUUUGAGGGUGCCCCAGUUAAAGUUAGAAGACCGAGUGACUAUAACCCCUCGCUUGCUGCCACUCUGGGCCCCAGUCAACCUAAUCCCAAUCUGAAUCUUGCAGCUGUUGGGUUAACACCAGGAUCUGCUGGGGGGCUUGAAGGCCCUGACCGCAUAUUUGUUGGUGGAUUGCCGUAUUAUUUCACAGAAUCGCAAAUCAGGGAGCUGCUCGAAUCCUUUGGACCACUUCGGGGUUUUGAUCUGGUUAAAGAUAGAGAAACAGGGAACUCCAAAGGCUAUGCAUUUUGUGUUUACCAGGACUUAUCUGUUACAGAUAUUGCUUGUGCAGCUCUUAAUGGGAUAAAGAUGGGUGAUAAAACGCUCACUGUUAGGCGUGCUAAUCAAGGUACAACACAGCCUAAACCUGAGCAGGAGAGCGUGCUAUUACAUGCGCAACAACAAAUUGCAUUACAGAGGCUCAUGUUAGCACCCAAUAUUGAACCGAUUACAAAGGUUGUUUGCUUAACAAAUGUGGUUACCCCCGAUGAGCUCAUGAAUGAUGAUGAUUAUGAAGAUAUACUCGAAGACAUGAGAACUGAAUGUGGGAAGUUUGGUAUGUUGGUGAACUUAGUAAUUCCUCGUCCCGUUGCUGGUGUAGAAAAUGCACCAGGUGUAGGGAAGGUGUAUUUGGAAUACGCGGACACUGAAAGUGCCGUAAAAGCUCGGCAAGGACUGAAUGGAAGGAAAUUCGGUGGAAAUGAGGUUGUUGCAGUUUUCUACCCAGAAGAGAAGUUUUCGGAGGGAGAUUACAGCGGAUAGUUCCCUCUUGUAGGAAGUCAACUUACUUGGAUUUGAAGUAUGAUCUAUUGCAUAGGCCUCUUGUGAUUAUGUUCUGCGCUUCUAGAACUAUGUCUGUGGGGUAUGGUGUUAUGAUUUUUAUAGGAUGUUUCCUAGUCUACUCUUGCUACCUUGUUUCUUAUAUCCACUGAGACUCUAUUUCUUCAAAGUUGCUUAACAAUUAAUAGAACUUCAUUGUCCAUGAUAAA
Salvia splendens (bonfire salvia) is the source of this 2121-nucleotide messenger RNA. RefSeq names its product splicing factor U2af large subunit B. Gene Ontology annotation, cellular component: nucleus. The record is from RefSeq and is a predicted model, not a curated record. The transcript has 14 exons. Bases 179 to 1894 code for a protein of 571 amino acids. Gene Ontology annotation, biological process: mRNA processing. NCBI's taxonomy places the organism in Eukaryota, Viridiplantae, Streptophyta, Magnoliopsida, Lamiales, Lamiaceae. Gene Ontology annotation, molecular function: RNA binding.